This is a messenger RNA of Schistosoma guineensis, 282 nucleotides long. NCBI's taxonomy places the organism in Eukaryota, Metazoa, Platyhelminthes, Trematoda, Strigeidida, Schistosomatidae. The record is from the annotation of a GenBank genome assembly.
AUGGAUUUCAAUAAAAUUUUACUGCGAUCUUUGUUUUUACUUUCAGUGAUCAUAUUACAAGAAGUGAAUGGACGAACGGGAAGUGGAGAAAAAUGGUCAGUUAUGUAUUCUGACCUUGAUUUAACAUGGUACCAACUAAUCACGAUAGCAGAGUUAUCCACUUAUCUUCAAUUUAGAACAGCUUAUCUUAGACCUUUGCUGAUAGUAUUCAUGGCUAAUACGGAACGAUGCAAUCUUGGAUCGAAACAAAAUUAUCAAGAUCAUCUCUUAUCACAAUCAUGA